Molecule: messenger RNA, 4181 nt
Organism: Megalopta genalis
Lineage: Eukaryota; Metazoa; Arthropoda; Insecta; Hymenoptera; Halictidae
Source: RefSeq, a predicted model, not a curated record
CUUCACAUCACUCUUGUGUUUCUGUUUGCGCGAAAAACGUGUAAAGCGAAAUGGAAUAAAGGCAAUAUUGUAAAGUGAUUUUACAAGAACGUAAUUGUGUAAAAUUCUAUCGUAAAAUAUGAAAGUGAUCGUUAUUAUUCUAUAAUCACAUUUCAUAAACCGUUAAACUAGAAAAGGCAGCGAUAUGGCAGAAAUUUCAAAUUCCACAGUGUUUACAAACGAUGCAUCCUCUACUGGUGCUUCCGAUCUUCUUCAACAAGCGUUUCAACAAGUUGUUGACGAUGAUGAUCACGACGGUGAAUUCGUUGCAUUUUUACAAAAUGACGACAAUGAUUCCGAAACUAUUCAUUUAACUCCUGAACAAGCAAUAGCCUUAGGUCUAACCUUCGAUGUAAACUCGAGCGAAGAGGUUAUGUAUCAUCAAGAUCAAGAUAAUAUUGGCUCAAACACACAAGAAAAUGUUCCUACAAAUGAUAACAUUAACGUGCAGGACCAAACAGUGCUACAUUCUCAGGGUUCUAUAACAAUUGAUCAGUUAAGCUACCAUCCUGAAGAAGUACAAAAAUCCAAUGAUGAAUUGAUUAAAACAGAGUGUAUUGAUUUCCAAGAAUGGCAGAUACAAAAAGUUUCUGAAAAUGAACAGCUUCAAGACCAAGUAGGUGAAAAUGAUUUGUCGUUAGAUGAAGUGAAUUUAAGUAAUCAGAGACAAGAAUCUCAGCAAAUAAUCGAACAUCAAAAUAAUCUGCUUCAACAGAAUUCAGGCACACGAACAAUAGUUUUAGAACAAUCUAAAGUACACACAAUAAAAGCAGAUGUUUCCCAUGUUAAAAAUAUUCAUGAAAAUGAUGUGCAAUAUACAAUUGAUGGUAGUGUAGUACAAAACCAGCUUAAUACUUUGCCUAAUUCUCAGGCGCAAAUAUUACAAAAACUACCUGUAAUUUUGCCAUCAUCACAAUUUAUUAUAAAACCUGCACAAACUAUAUUAAAGCCAACUAAAAAUAUUAGACUACUUCAAGGUUCAAAUAAACUUACUAAUUCAACAGUGAACCAAAUUAAUGCAGUACAUUCUCUCAGUGCUGCUUCAAAUACUAAUUCUAUGCUAUUAUCGAAAGCUACAAUAUUGAAUAAUUUAUCACCACAAAUAAUAAAAGCUACGCCUAUAACGGCUCAAUUAUUAAAUACUACUGGGAUACCAGCACAGUUAUUAAAUACCUCUCAGAUUAUAACUGGUGCUUGUGAAAUACAGAGCCAAUCGGUUACCGCACCUCAUAUUUCUAAUGCAAUAGUAAAUACUACAUCUGUGGGAACACAGAACCUUGUUACUUCACAAAUACAUUUGUCACCUAUUAUUAAAACCUCACAGUCUCUUCACAGAGGCAAUGUUCAACAAUAUUUAACUCCGGUGCUAAAAGGUGCAUCAACUGUACUUUCAAAGUCUAAUCAAAUUAUAAGCAAUACAAAUGUGGCAGCAUCUAUUCCAGCACAACUAUUAAAAUCAGUUCAAAUUCCCUCGCAAUUGCUUAAAACAAAAUCUGCAAUUGGUAAGAAAACAACAGUAUCAAGUGGAGUACCAAAAACUACAAUUAAUUCUAAUUCACCAGUAGUUCUUAGAACUGCAUCUAUUGUAAGAUCUCAAGAUUUAAAGGCAACAACAACAAGUUCCACAUCUAUUUUAAAACCAACCCAAAUUUCUUCAACACCUGUAUCUAUUUUGAAACCGCAAGCAAAAAUUGCGUUUAAUAAUUCAACUAAACAAAAUUUAAAUAUUUCUACUCAAAAUAUUGCAAAUAUUUCUAAUAAUUUACAACAUGCAUUACAAAAAGCACCCGUAACACAACAAAGUGGUACAUUCGAGUCUACUAAAUCAAUACAAAAUGAUGCUGUUAAACAGAAAAUUAAUUUGGUAGUAAAUGGAACAAAUUUAAAAGUAAAUAAAAAAGCUAAAAGUACUCCCACUAAACCUGUGACAGUAGUAAGUGACUCUACAGAUGUAACUAAACCAUUGGGUUCUAGUGAAAAUCCAAUACAAAUAGUUCAACAAGGUCAAACAUUUCACAGUAUGCAAAGGUUGACACCAACACAAUUGAAACAAAUUGCACAUGUUUUGCAACAGCGUAGUCAAGAAACAACUGCUUCAAAUGAAAGAGUUGUAUAUAGGGUUGUAUUCCCUGAAGAACUUGAUUUACGAAUUCGGAACCCAGGAAAUUUACUAAAAAAUCGUGGUGGGAAAAGAGGUCGACCAAAAAAGAGUACUAUUAGACCUUCUUUGCUUCCUCCUAAACCACCACAAAUUCCUGAAGAAGAACAAGAAGAAUUAAAGGAUGAAAGGAAAAAGGUUGUUGCGAGAACACGGUCUGGUAGAUUGUCUCGACCACCUAGACAUAUGGUGCGAGAUUACAAACAUUUACAUCAUUUAGACUUUUUACAACCUGAUUUAGAUGACUCGGAUGGUGGUUACAGUGAUUAUAAUACGAAUAAUGAAAAGCUUGAAGAAGAAGAAUCACCAAAAGAAUUGCUAACAGGAUUAGAAGUACCGAAAAGAAAAAUAUCAGAUCACUUCAGAUGUCCUACAUGUAAUAAAAUAUAUUUGGGACGUACUCGAAUGGCAAGGCAUUUUGAAAUGCACCCUGACCAUGGAAGCCUUGAGCAAUUACCUCCUCCAACACCUGAACCUGAAUUAAAACAAAAUGGAGGCCAGGAUCCUUUAAAACGCAAAGGAAAGAAACGUGGUCCUUGGGCAUACGUUACACCGGAAGCAAAAUCAGAAAGGCGACAAAUAAAAUUGAGAGAAGCCAUUUCGGUGUGCGAAAAUCUUGAAAUAAUAAAAAUAGCAGCAAAGCCAGUACUUAAUGCACAAUCAUUAUUUGAUUUAUUAAUAUUAAAAUCCGAGAAUAAUGUAAGAAAUUUCUUAGACGAAUUGAAAAUAUUAAUGGGCAAAAUACGAGAAAAAGCUGGAACUAUGUUGACAGUUGCAAAUAAUGAUGAAGAAUCCAACAAAGAUUUAAUUGAUAUUGGUGAAGAAUCAUUGUGCGAUGUUCUGGGUUUAAAUCCUGGUUUAUAUAUAAUCAACAAUGAUGCUUUAAAAAAGGUUGAAACUCCUGUUUGUAGCACUUAUGAAAAUUCAGAACCUCCGCUAAAACUUCAGAAAACAGAAAAUUCUGAAGAUGCUAAAGAAAAUAUAGAAGAGCGAAUGUCUAGUGGAUUUUCAGAAAGUUCAGACCUUAGUGUUUCAGACUUCCUAAACGACAGGAGAUGUGAACCUGUAACAAAUCCUACUUGUCCAGAAGUAUUAUCAGCCUUAACACUGAUGAGAAGAAAUCCCAGUCCUGUAAAUAAUGCAGAAAAUAAUAAAUCCAACAAUGUGUCAAAAUUGUUAAUUUCGAAUCCGGAGAUUCAGAAUCAAAUUUCAGAUACUCUUGGAUUCCAAAAAGUUGAUAUCACUUCACCGAAAGUAUCAAAUUAUCAAAAAACGGAAUCUCAUAAAGACAAUUUCAUAAAAAUUGGGAAUGGUCUAGGACCAACUUUUUGUAAAGGCGAAAAUAACUUUGAACACUCUAAGUUAGAACAUAUAGAUGAAGCGUUUAUAAAACUAGAAUCAUCAGAACAGAGCUUCGUUAAAUUAGAAAAUAAUGCUAUGGGAACUUACCCAAAACAAGAUACCCAAAAUUUUGAGAAGAUGCAAAAUGGGUUAAAUAGCAUAGAAAAUGGAACUCAAAAUUUUAUUAAAGGUUUUCAGAAACUAGUAUCUAAAAUAAUUCCUAUGACAUCACCAGAUAUGAGUUGUAUUAAAAAUCAGUCGUCAUCAAUGGAUACAAAUUCUUGUAAAAUAAUGCCUGCUACUUCUGGUUGUAAGAUUUCAGACAGCAUACCAAUUCUACAAGAUACAGUACCAAUAAUUUCCAAUAAUUGUGAUACUAGUAUAUUUGGCAGUGCAGAAAAUUUAGAUAUGUCUAAAAUAACUCAAUAUGAUCAUAUUGCACAUUUAGAUAUUUUAAAUACGAGUGGAGUAAUAGAUAAAAACUUGCUAAUUGAUGAAAAAUUGGUCGAACAAUUGCAUUUAGUUGAUCAAUCAAAUUUAGUUGACGAACUAGUAUCCGAACAGUUGAAAAAUAUAAUGCCAGAUAAUAUAUUAGAAAAUAAUCUAAUAUGUAAUAAUUCAAAUCUAGAUACAGAACUUGAUU